Molecule: messenger RNA, 635 nt
Organism: Paramuricea clavata
Lineage: Eukaryota; Metazoa; Cnidaria; Anthozoa; Malacalcyonacea; Plexauridae
Source: the annotation of a GenBank genome assembly
UCUACAACUUCACAGUUACUAAAGGUUCUACACGAGUUUGGUGAGUCACUCGACAAAAGAAUCCAAACUGAUGUCCUUUAUCUCGAUUUCGCUAAAGCGUUUGACAGGGUUGAUCAUCAGCUGCUUCUCAAGAAACUUAGUAAUUUUGGAGUUUGCGGAAACUUGCUGAGCUGGUUUCAUAACUAUCUAACAGAUCGCCAUCAAAAUGUUACCAUUUUAGGAAAAACAUCCCGAUCAAUACCCGUUCUAUCAGGUGUUCUUCAGGGUUCAAUCCUUGGCCCUUUAUUGUUUCUUGUAUACGUGAAUGAUCUGCCCGAAAAGUCCACCACAUCGUCUGUUGCUCUGUUCGCUGAUGAUACCAAGUGUUAUCAUGUCAUAAGAACAACAGAUGACGUAAAAGCUCUCCAAUGUGAUCUGGAUGGAAUCAGCCAAUGGUGUCGGACGUGGCGCAUGAACCUUAACAAAACUAAGUGUGGAGUUCUUAAGGAAACAAGGAAUCUCAAACUCGUGCAGUCAUCUUACCAUCUCAACAACGAUAACUCAGCCAACUCAACGGUCAUCUGUAAAAGCUUGUUCAAAAAGAUCUUGGCGUUCUCGUCACUGCAGAUCUCAAAUGGAACCAACACGUCUCUGCU